UUCCUAAUCUAUAACGGUCAGCCCAGCCCGCAACUAGGUCCGUACUCGGCCACGUCUCGCUGCCUCUCCAUCCGCUUCUGUCCCCUUCCCUUCCCUCCCCUCCCCGGCCGCUACCACCAAACCGACGCGGCACAGAUCCCCGAACCCAACCCGAACUGUCGCCUACGCCACGCUCCACUCCACGAUGGCCGAGCAGGAGCCGCCCGCAGGGAUCGACCCGCGCAGCGGCUUCUGCGCGGCGACGAGGACCUUCCACAGCCUCCGCCCGGCCGCGGCCCUCCCGCCGGAGUCGCUCCCCGCCACAGCGGCCGCCUACGCCUUCUCCCUCCUCUCCUCCCCGCUACCCGACCGCCCGGCGCUCGUCGACGCCGCCACCGGCAUUGCCGUCUCCUACCCCUCCUUCCUCGCCGCCGUCCGCUCCCUCGCCGGGGGCCUCUGGUCCAAACUUGACCUGCGCCCCGGGGACGUUGCGCUCAUCGUCGCGCCAUCCCAGCUCGACGUCCCCGUGCUUGACUUCGCGCUCAUGUCCAUCGGCGCCGUCGUUUCGCCCGCUAAUCCGGCAUCCACCGCCGAGGAGUACGCGCACCAGGUCGCGCUCUCCAGGCCGGUCGUCGCGUUCGCGGUCCCUGAGGUGGCCGCCAAGCUGCCCCGACAUCUGAGGUGCGUGGUCAUCGGAUCGGAUGAGUAUAAAAGGCUGUCCACUGGAGGCGCGGCGGCGCCUCCGGUGGUGGCGGUGAAGCAGUCGGACACGGCGGCUGUGCUGUACUCCUCGGGCACGACCGGGCGGGUGAAGGCCGUGGCGGUCACGCACCGCAACCUCAUCGCCCUGAUCUGCGCGCACAGAGAGAACCGGGAGAAGGUGGCGAAGGAGGCCACCGAGGUGGGCGAGCAGCCGCCCCCACCAGCGGUUACGCUGUUCCCUCUGCCCCUCUUCCACGUGUUCGGGUUCAUGAUGCUACUGAGGUCCGUGGCCAUGGGGGAAACUACCGUCCUCAUGGAGCGGUUCGACUUCGGCGCCGUGCUGCGCGCCGUGGAGCGGUACCGCGUGACGCUGCUGCCCGCGGCGCCCCCGGUGCUGGUGGCGAUGACCAAGUCGGAGGAGGCGCGCCGCCGCGACCUCUCGUCGCUUCUUGUCAUCGGCAUCGGCGGCGCCCCACUGGGCCGCGAGGUUGCGGAGCGCUUCGCCGCCAUCUUCCCCAACAUCGAGAUCGUGCAGGGCUACGGCUUGACGGAGUCGUCGGGGUCGGUGGCCGCGACGGUCGGGCCGGAGGAGUCCAAGGCGUACGGUUCGGUCGGGAAGCUUGCCUCGCACAUGGAGGCGAAGAUUGUCGACCCGGCCACCGGAGAGGCGCUCGGUGCGGGUCAGCGCGGCGAGCUCUGGGUCCGAGGACCAGUCGUCAUGAAAGGUUAUGUGGGUGACAACGAGGCGACUGCGGCAACAAUUGAUUCAGAAGGCUGGUUGAAAACCGGUGACCUGUGCUACUUCAAUGAAGAUGGUUUUCUCUACAUCGUUGAUCGAUUAAAGGAGCUGAUAAAGUACAAGGGAUAUCAGGUGCCUCCAGCUGAACUUGAGCAUAUCCUACAUUCUCAUCCUGAAAUCGUUGAUGCUGCAGUUAUCCCAUAUCCAGAUGAAGAUGUUGGGCAGCUACCAAUGGCUUUAAUAGUGAGGAAACCAGGCUCAAACCUUACUGGCCAACAAGUCAUGGAUUACGUGGCUAAACAUGUCGCGCCGUACAAGAAAGUCCGUCGAGUGGCCUUCGUCAGUGCGAUACCGAAAUCGCCUGCCGGGAAGAUCUUGCGGCGGGAGCUUGUGCAGCAGGCCCUGUCCAUGGGUGGCUCCAAGCUUUGAGGUGAAUGUUGAUGCGGAAUCUAGGAGGAAUUUCUUUGUUGUAUAUACUAGACCGGGGUAUGUACACUGCUGGGAUUUUCAGUUUGGUUCCGCUAUUUUGAGAUGAAUGGUUUCAUGUAAACACUGGAUAUUUUCCGCGCAAAACAAGUAUGCAACGGACGACUGAGUGGGAUAUAUUGUUCAUUUCAGUAAGGAAUUUUCAUCUAAGGUCGCCCAGAAA
Messenger RNA from Phragmites australis (common reed), 2069 nucleotides. Its product is annotated as 4-coumarate--CoA ligase-like 5. Lineage: Eukaryota; Viridiplantae; Streptophyta; Magnoliopsida; Poales; Poaceae. The record is from RefSeq and is a predicted model, not a curated record. The transcript has 6 exons. The coding region runs from base 185 to 1849 and encodes 554 amino acids. Gene Ontology annotation, molecular function: CoA-ligase activity.